Messenger RNA from Metarhizium robertsii ARSEF 23, 771 nucleotides. RefSeq lists its product as uncharacterized. The transcript has 2 exons. Gene Ontology annotation, cellular component: endoplasmic reticulum. Gene Ontology annotation, biological process: peptidyl-proline hydroxylation to 4-hydroxy-L-proline. NCBI's taxonomy places the organism in Eukaryota, Fungi, Ascomycota, Sordariomycetes, Hypocreales, Clavicipitaceae. The record is from RefSeq and is a predicted model, not a curated record. Bases 1 to 771 code for a protein of 256 amino acids. Gene Ontology annotation, molecular function: procollagen-proline 4-dioxygenase activity; L-ascorbic acid binding; iron ion binding.
AUGUCCUGCAAAGGUCUUGCCUACGGCGCCAUACUAUUCAUGCUCGCGCUGCUCACACAUGGCGAAACCCAAACUCCUCUCUCCAACGAAUUCGAAUGUGUGCAUCCGCCGUAUAAAGUUUAUGUCGCCAGCAAAUCCCCACUGGUGAUGUACCUCGAGGGCUUCAUUACACCCGAAGAACGAAGACAUCUCCUAGAGUUGGCCAACGGCACCUUCAAGCACUCACACGUAACCAGCGACUCCUCGCAGACAAUCCACGCCGUCCGCACCUCCCAGUCGACAUCGGUCCGCCGCUCCCCCACGGUCCGUUGCAUCGAACGCCGCGCGCUUGACCUCCAAGGCCUUGACGUGCCUGUCUCCAACGUGGAACCCAUCCAGCUUGUGAAAUACGCGCCCACGGAGCGAUAUCACUUCCACACGGAUUGGUUCACGGACGCCCAGCAUGCCGUUGCUUCGCUGGGCGGCAACAGAGCCUCCUCCAUCUUUGGAUACAUCAAAGCGGAGGGUGUGGUUGGUGGCGGGACGAACUUCCCAUUCCUGGAUGCCAAGAGCGGUGAGUGGUGCAAAUUUGUAGAUUGCGACGAGGAGUACGAGAAGGGCGUGACGUUUAGACCGGUGGAGGGCAAUGCGGUGUUUUGGGAGAAUAUGGUUUCUGGGAGGGGGGAUGAGCGGGUUUUGCACGCUGGUUUGCCGGUGGUGCGGGGGGAGAAGGUCGGGAUGAAUAUUUGGGUUCGGGAGGGAAAGGUGCCGGAUGAGCUGAGGGGAUUGUGA